UGCUAUUGGUCUCACUAUCACUUUUACUUCUGACAAUAACUGCUUAUCUUAUAACGCCAAUACUUCAAGACCUACAUGGACUAGCUCUCUGCUGUUAUUGUUGUUGUCUUGUGCUUGCCUUCAUGAGUCUAGCCAUUGUCCAGCUCACGAGUACCUACAUGUCCUUUGAUGUCUGUUAUACUGCAGCACUCGUCAUUCAUUUCUCGUUAAUAGCAUGCUUUUUCUGGCUUAACGUAAUUUGCAUCGAGACAUACACGCUGGUGCACAGAUACACUAGAGGCAACAAUAUCAUGGUUUCUGAUUGUAACAAGAAGCGGGAAUUCUUCUACUAUUCGUUAUGGGCCUGGGGUUCUACAGCUUUUUUUGUUGUUGUGACUCUGUACAUGAAGUCAAACCCGAUAGUACCUGCUAUCUAUGUUAAGCAAUAUUUUGGAUAUAAAAGCUGCUGGUCUCACUCUGACAAAGGAGCCAAGCUAUUAUUCUACGUACCGUUAAGCUUGCUGAUUUGCAUGAAUCUGGUAUUAGUUGUACGAAUAGCAUUAGAAAUCAUAAAAUUCCAGCGAAAGAUAGAACUGCGCCAAUUCGCUAGUAAUAUCCAGUCAGUGCACAAAGAGCGUUGGUUGAAGCACAUUGUCUUCUUAUGCCUUGGUCUAUUUUCUCUUAUGGGCAUCAACUGGAUGAUUGAGCUUGCAUCGUGGUGGGUAGGUAGCAGUUGGCAUGCUUGUUCGGCGUUCGAUAUUAUUAAUGCGCUCCAGGGCACUGUCGUCUUUGGACUUUUUGUGAUACGAUCACCACUUCGAACAAUAAUCUGGUACAAUCUUGUACGCAGAUUUGAGGAUCAACGGGCAUUUCAAGAUUCAGAUGAACCUUAGAACACGACUAUUAAUGUCUUAGGGUCAUGGAUCUCACAGACACAUUAGCAAAGAAGUUUACUAGCUAACUUUACAGCCGCAAUCACCAUUGUUACCGUGAACUUAUACAGUGGAGAAUUUUUGUAAAGUGGACUUGGAGAAGUUUUUCCUGUACUUCACGUCCUUCUUGCCUACUUCUUAAAUCCUUUUACUUCCUUUUUAUUUUACAGGUACUACUAGGUAUAUGCUCACAUGUUUUUCCUAAAUAUAUUACCUAUAAAAUACAUUAUCU
This is a messenger RNA of Copidosoma floridanum, 1143 nucleotides long. RefSeq names its product G protein-coupled receptor Mth2. Gene Ontology annotation, cellular component: membrane. NCBI's taxonomy places the organism in Eukaryota, Metazoa, Arthropoda, Insecta, Hymenoptera, Encyrtidae. Gene Ontology annotation, molecular function: G protein-coupled receptor activity. Gene Ontology annotation, biological process: cell surface receptor signaling pathway; G protein-coupled receptor signaling pathway. The record is from RefSeq and is a predicted model, not a curated record.